Mucor velutinosus is the source of this 1920-nucleotide messenger RNA. Its product is annotated as Chk1 protein kinase. Gene Ontology annotation, molecular function: ATP binding; metal ion binding. The record is from RefSeq and is a predicted model, not a curated record. Bases 1 to 1920 code for a protein of 639 amino acids. NCBI's taxonomy places the organism in Eukaryota, Fungi, Mucoromycota, Mucoromycetes, Mucorales, Mucoraceae. The transcript is spliced from 4 exons.
AUGACAAAAAUACUAGUAGCCAAUCGCGGGGAGAUUGCUAUUCGCAUCAUUACAGCAGCAACCGAACUUGGACUCGAGACAGUCGCUGUUUACUCUGACAACCAAGAUAGAUCGCAUUGUAUAGGUGCACAUGAGUCGAUCAAAUUGAAGAGUGCGCUCUCCUUUUUGGAUUCUCAACAGAUCAUUGACGCAGCAAAUAGUGUUCAUGCCACUGCAAUUCAUCCAGGCUAUGGAUUUUUGUCUGAAUCCACAGAUUUGGCAGAUAAAUGCAAGCAGUCGGGCAUCCUUUUCAUUGGCCCCUCUGCUUCAUGCAUUUCUGCUGUUGGGGACAAGGUGUCUGCCCGUCAAGUGGCUAAAGCAGCAGGUGUGCCUGUGAUUCCAGGCACCGAAGAAUCUAUUUCUACCCCUGAGCAGGUCUUUGCUUUUGCAGAUCGAUUUGGUUAUCCUGUCAUGCUCAAAGCCCGUGAUGGUGGCGGUGGUAGAGGUAUUAGAAUGGUACACUAUGCUGAGGAAGUACCUGAUUCGCUCAAGCGCUGUAUCAAUGAGUCGCCAUCAAAGCAAGUGUUUAUCGAGAAGGCUAUCCUUGGCGCCAAACACAUCGAGGUUCAAAUCCUGGGCGACAAUCAUGGAAACGUCAUACAUCUCUUUGAACGAGAUUGCUCUAUUCAGAGACGCUUCCAAAAGAUAUUGGAGGUUGCACCUUGCCCUUGUUUAUCACCCCAAUUGCGAGACAAUAUCCAUCAAGCAGCGACUCAAUUAGCCAAGCUCAUUCAAUACAACUCUGCAGGCACCGUCGAGUUCCUUGUUCGUCCCGAUGUUAAUGAAUUCUACUUUUUAGAAGUGAACCCCCGUGUUCAAGUAGAGCACACCAUCUCGGAGCAAAUCACACAUGUCGACAUUGUGCAAACACAAAUUAGAAUUGCUUUGGGUGAAAAUCUGCAGGUACUAGGACUUUUGCAAGAUGCAAUUCGACCCAAUCGCUUGGUGUCUAUUCAAGCUCGAGUGGUUGCUGAAAACCCUCUCAACAAUAACAUGCUUUCGGUGGGCAAAAUCAAUGCUGUUCAAUUUCCUCAUGGCCAUGGCAUUCGUGUGGAUACUUGGGUUCAGCCUGGCUGUGUUGUUCUCCCGACAUUUGACUCACUGCUGGCCAAAGUCAUCGUUACCGGUCAAUCUUAUGAUGAUGCGCUGCACAAGUUGAAGCGUGCUCUGCAAAACACAGUAAUUGAGGGUGUAGAGACGAAUAUUCAGUUCCUGAUUGCUAUCAUUUCAGACCGUUCAUUCAUAGGAGAUCAAUUAUCACACAUACACAUCAAAUCACUAGAGGACAAAAUAGAUGAUUUGGUUGCUGCAACCAAACAAUUAGGUAGCCCACCACGCAAGACACUUGAAUCUGGCACUGCAUACCCUACACCAAAUGCUAUUGCUUCUACUGUUACUAAUGCCGUUUCGUCACUACAAUUCAAGCCUGGAGAUGCGUUCAACAUUGAAAUCAGCAACUCGAAAACCAAGAUUGUGGAAUCAGUACAUUCACUACAAAUCGACACUAUUUCGACCAACAAUUUCCCUGACGAGUUUGUUGCUCAAGUCCAGACAUCCUUUCCCUCUGCGCGAAAUCCUGUAUCGAUUGCAUUGACCCGUAAAUCUGCUAUUAGCACAUCGUCUACACUACGUCGUAAAGCAAAUCCUCGUGCAUCUACUGAUAUAGGGUCUCCAGUUACUGGCAUGGUGGUUGAGAUCAAUGUCAAGGAGGGAGAUGUUGUUGCUCCAGGUCAGCAGUUGUUUGUGAUGAGCGCCAUGAAGAUGGAAACUGUAAUUCAGGCUCCUGCUGCAGGUACCGUAAAGACCAUUUAUGCAGCUCCAAAUGAUUUGAUCGAUGGUGGCGAUAUGGUAGUCGAGUUGACAAAAGAUAGUAAACUUUGA